Molecule: messenger RNA, 1101 nt
Organism: Ambispora leptoticha
Lineage: Eukaryota; Fungi; Glomeromycota; Glomeromycetes; Archaeosporales; Ambisporaceae
Source: the annotation of a GenBank genome assembly
AUGGCUUCCCAAUGUUUACCUACCCAGCGUCAAAAUUUUGAGAAGAAACAAUACACAAUCUUGUCACAAUUUAACUCUAUGUCUAAGAGUGGUGGAUAUAACAACAUAGGCCUAUGUUACUGUCUGUAUCUGGGUGUACGUGAUAUUGAUGUAGCGUUCGGUACGAGCUAUGCCUCGUGUACCUCGUCGCUGGCCGAGCAACGUCGAACAUUUUAUAAGGAAGUUUGGACCAAAGAAAAGGAGAAGGCAAGCAUAUUUAUACGUCGUCAAACUGUAGAACAAGAACGUAAUGUCGAUAUAAUUCAAGAAAAUACUGAAUUUAUAUUAGGAAGAUGUAGAGCUAAGAUAGAAAAUGGUUGCUCAGACACUAUCAUGGUCGCGUAUACUGAAAUUAUCCGCCACCUGGAACAGUUGGACUUGACGUCAAUUAGACCAGAAGUUCCUAUAGCAUCUGGCGUUAUUGAUCUCUCGGGUGGUGAAGACCCAUUUACAAAUUUAUUAUCAUUGAGGGCAAAGCAGAUUUUGACGCUUCAUACAUUCCAUAACGAUGAGUUCCCAGAACAAAUAAAAAUAAUGAUGGAUGAUUUCGUAAACACAUAUAAAGAUCUGGGACCCGAUUUCGAUCCGGUAUUCAUGCGACCAAUUGCUUUCCCACGAGGGGAGAUACCCGUUGCAUCCAGACGUAUAUUGAUGACGGUUUUUGACUUGUUAGAAGGAUUACCGCUAUUGACAGAAGACGAAUAUAGUGAGAAUGCUUAUGUGAUUCAUGCCGUAUUGAAGGUUUUGGAUCCAAUCCUCACAUAUUCAAAAUGGCCACUCAAGCAUGCAUGGAAAAAUGAUACCACUGAUAUAGUUAGAUUGUUAAACAUCAAGCUAGAGAAAGUUCCUGUUCUGGAUAUCCAAGUAAUACAAGAUUGUGUAACUAUUUCUGUUAUUGAAGAAUUUUUAAAGAAUACUCUUGAAUUAAGAUUUGCGAUGGAAAAAAUUAUCACAAUAAUAGUAGAUGUGAAAGAUGAAAUUAAUUUUUUACCAGUAAUUAAAGAUCAGACUCCAUUAUCAUCAAUGAUGUUAACUACGUAUUCUCCACCAAAAAGUUAUUAA